GCCAUUUCUGGCUCGGCGGCGCGCCGCCCGCGCCGGCGCGCCCAGCGCGGCCCGCAUGAACGCGUUCGAGCGGCUGGUCGACCGGGCGCUCUUCGCCGAGCGCGCCCCGGCGGACGGCGCCAAGGACCGCGAGGCGUCGCGACCGUGGGCACUGCUGCACGCGCUGCUGGCGCAGAACGCGGAGGCGCGUGGGUACGCCAGGCGCCUGCUGCUGCGGCUGGCCUCCGAGCGGCCCCGGGCGCUGCUGCCUGGCAGCCCCGCCGGCGACCGCCUGCGCGAGCUGCUGCAGCUGUGGCCGCAGGGCGAGCGCCUGGCGAUCGCCCAGGCGCUCGGGGCUGGCGACGCCGCCAGGCCGCCGGCGCGCAGGGACGCCGCGGGCUACGAGACGCCGCCACGACGAGCGGACACGCCCGACUGGGGGGCGCUAGCGCUGUCCGACUCGCCAGAGCUGCCGCGCCCGAGGCGAGGGCCCGCCGGGGCCGACGAGGCGCCGCAGCCGCGGGUGCUGGACCUGCGCGGCUCCCGCGACGCGUCCGAAGGCCUGCGGGACAGCUCCACGACGGUGCUCUUCCGCCUGCCGCGCAAGGACGAGCCAGACGUGCGCGACAGCGCCUCCACCGCCCAGCCUCGGUCAAGCCACCAGCUAGGGAGCUCGCUGGACGCCUGGCUGCGGCCGCGCGAGGCGCAGGCGCGCUCGGCCGCGCCGCUGCGGCUCCCGGGGGCGCCAGCGUGCCUCGCCGAGUGGGGCGCGGCCGCCGUGGCGGCUGGAGGGGCCGAGAGGGGGCCCGCCGCCUCUGCGGCCGGCGGCCUGCCGGCGCAGCCGCAGCAGGGCAAGCUGGUGAUCGACUUCGGCGGCGGCAGCGCCAGCAGCAGCAGCCCCGGGGAGCCGCCGCCGCCGGCGAAAGACCGGCCAGCAGGCCACUGGCCCCGCGGUGCAGCGCCCCGGGCUCGCAGCCUUCCGCCGGGGCGCUCCUCGCGCGAGCGGCGCGUGCCCGACGGCGAGAGGUGGGCCGCGUGGUCGCUGCGCUUGCAGCGCGUUGCCGGGCAGCGCCUGGUACUAGACUGGCGCGCGGCGGCCCUGUGGACCAGCAGGGCGUUGGGCCUGCGGGCCUGCGCCAGCCAGCAGCUGCAGGCGUUCGCCAGUGGGCUCCUCCGCCGGCAGCAGCACUCGCUGCUCCUCGCGGUGCGGCGGGCAGGCGCCGUGCAGUGGCGCUGGCGGCGCGCAGAGCAGGCCGUCCGAGCCUGCGCCCUGCGCGCGGGGCUCUGCGGCCUGCACAGGUCGCGGAGGCUGGCGGCCCGCGGCGAGCUCUGCGCGCAGCGCCUUCGAGGGAUGGCCCUCCGCGCGCACGCGGCCCACUCCGCCAGGGAGCUCUGCCGCCUCGGCGCGGGGCUGCGGCAGUGCUCCGGGCAGGGCCGCUCGGCCGGCGCCCUGGGCGUGGCCCGGUGGUUGCUGCGAGUGGCCCGGCGGCGGCAGGCGCUGGGCGUGGCCGCGCUGCGCGGCAGCUCCGCCACGAGCCUGCAGUGCGACGUCCGGCUCGCCGCACAUGGCCUCGGCGUCGGCGCCCUGCGGUGCCUGCGGCGAGGCAUGCGCGAGGGCCUCGCGGCCUGGCGGCAGGCCUGCGCGGCCGCGGGCCGCAGGGAGGCGGGUGCCGUGGCGCUCGUGCGGCUCCUGCGCGAGCACCAGCGGCGCCAGCUGUCGCGCGCCCUCGGGGCGUUCGAGGCCUCCUCGCUGCGCGCGGCGGCCUCCCGGAGUGCCCGCGCAGCGCAGCGCGCCCGCGCCGCGCGGGCGCUGGUCGCUGGCAUCGAGCGCUGCGCCGCGGUGAGGCGCGGCGCGGCGCUAAGCGCCUGUCGCCGCCGAUGCCACGCCCUGCGGCAGGCGGAACGCGCGAUGCGGGCGCUGCAGGGCACGUGCUCGGAGACCUGGUGGCUGGGCGGCCGCUGCGUGGUCGCCUGGCGCCUCGUCUGCGAGCGCCAGCGCCGGCUGGCGCGGCCGCUGGAGCGCCUCGCCACGGGGCGCCAGCGCUGGGCCUGGCACCGCCUGCACGCCGCGGCGGAGCAGCGCGGCCAGAAGCUCGAGCUGGGCAGGCUGGCCGAAGAGCGGCUGCAGGAGGCGGGCCGCAGUGGCGAGCUCCACCUGCAGGCUCUGCGCUCCGACCUCGAGGCGCGGCUCAUGGAGGCGCAGGGCCAGGAGGCCGCGAUGCGGCUCCGGGUGCUCGCGGUGGCAGAGCGUGCGGCGCCCAGCCUGCGGAGGCGCGCGCAGCUGCGCGAGGCGGGCGCGGCUUUCCGGCGGUGGGUCCUCUGGCGGGACCAGUCCCUGGCGCUCUGCUGGCUCGAGGGGCUGCUCUGCCGCCAGCAGCUCCGAGCCACGCUGAAGCAGUGGGCGGGGGACGUGCGGAGGGCGGCGCGCGUGCAGCUCGAGGGCACGCUGGCCCACCUGCGCUCCGCGGCAAGGGCGCACAGCGGUUUCUACAUCGACGCUGUGCACCGCUGCACCAGCAGGUGGGUCGACAGGGCGUCCGACCUGGCUUUGCGCCAGGUGGUCGCGCACUGGCAGUGCAUGGUGUCCCUGUCCCGGCUGGACUCCGAACGGACCAGGUUGCGCGGGGCGCGCGGGGAGAGCGGCGCGCGCCUGCUCGUGGGCGCGGUGCUGGGGGUCCUGAGGAAUGGCGCGUGGGCGACCUGGCGCCAGCAGCGCGCCGCCGCGCAUCACGCGGACCUCGCAGAGCUGGAACAGGAGGGCCGACAGGAGGCGGCGGGGCUGCUAGAGGAGCUGCACGAGAUCCGCGCGCAGGCAGCGGAACAGCACGAGGCGCUGAGCCAACAGUGCAUGGAGGCCCACUACAGGACCAGCGCCAUGGAGGUCGAGAUCGCAUCCUUGACCAUCGAGGUCAGCGCCACGCGGGUGGCGCUGACGUGGCAGUUCUGGGCCCACCGCAAGGUCGGGGCCGCGGCCCGGUGCCUGGCCGCCGCGAUGCGCGCGUCGCGCGCGCCCGUGGCGAGAGGCGAGGCCUGGGCCCGCCUGGCCGCCGCCGCGCGCGCGCGAACUGCCGCGCGCCUCGGGGCCGCUCUCUGGGCAGCUGCCGCGGAGGUGGCUCGCAGCCGCGCGCGCGCGCACAGGGAGCGGGCGCGUGCCGAGAGCGGUGCGGGCCGGCUGUCGGCCUUGGCUUGGGCUGCCCAGGCCGCCCACACCAGGCGCCUCGCCCGGGGCCUCUCGCGCGCCCUGUCCUGCCUCGCCGCCGCGCGGGGGCGGCUCGGGCGUCUGGAGCGCGCCAGGUCGGCCGCCUUGUGCCAGAAGGCGCUGGACGGCCUGCUGGCGCUGGUACGGGAGAGGCAGCGCCUCGCUCGGGACGCCGAGCGGCGGGAGGCCAUCCUGCUCAGCGACCAGGCCGCAGGGGCGCGCGCUCUGUGCGCCGCGGCCGCAGCCGCGGCGCGGUCGCGGAAGCGGCACGCCCUCGCGCGGCUCGAGGAGUGCGCACGCUACUCUGCUCGCUACGGUGCCGACCGGCGGCCGAUGGCCACCAGGUGCAUCGCGCGGGUGCUCGUGCGCUCGGUGGGGCAGUCUUUAGGCCGGGCCCUGUCGGACUGGCGCCGCUCAGCCCACCACGGAGCCGCCGCGGCCCUCUCGGCCAGGGAGCGGUUCCUGGUGGCCCGGAUGCAGCACGGCCAGGCGAGGCGGGACGGCCUGGCUCUGCUGCGGUCCUGGUUCCUGGCCGUCCAUGGCGCGGCGCGAGCCGCCGGCCGCGUGGCCGCUCCCUUCGCCUCCCGCGCCUCCUGGGCCCUCGCGGAGCUGCGGCUCCACGCGGCGCGCCGCACCUGCGCGCUUAUGCGGGAGGCUGGCCUCUCCGCGGCAUUGCGGCGCAGGCGCGCUUCCAGGCUCGCCGCCGCCCUGGCCGCGUGGAGGGGCACGUGGUGCCGCGUAGAGCGGGUUCGCCGGCGCCAGCACCGCCACUUCGACGCGCGGCUCGGCCUGAGGCUCUGCCGCGCGACCCUGGCCGCCCUGGUCCUCGGGUGCCGCCGCGAGCGCGCGGCCAGGCGGCUCGGCGCGUUGCUGCAGCGCUGCUGCGGCAGGGCCGCGUUGCUGGAGUGGCGCGUGGGGGCGGCGCGGGCGGGCGGCCAGGAGGCGGCGGCGGCGCUUGCCCGCGCGGGGCGGGAGCUGCAGCGGCUCCGCGCCGGGCGCGGGCUGCUGCUGGAGCUGCGCCGGGGCGACCUAGAGGGCCGCGGCGCGGCGGCGGCGCUGGGCGCCUGGCGGAGCGCCGUGGCGCUGGAGCAGAGGUCGCGGGCCCGGGCGGUGGCGGGCGCGCGGUGCGUGGCGCGCUGUGCCGCCGGGGCGGCCCGGCGCCGCUGCGGGGUCGCGCUGGAGGGCCUGCGGAGGCACGCCGCCGCCGAGCGCGGGCGCGAGGCGGCCGAGGCGCACGAGCGCGAGAGGCGCGGCGCCGAGCGCAGCAGGCGCGUGGAGCAGGGCGCGGCGCUGCUCGCCGCCGUCGUGCGCCACCGGCAGCGCAUGGCGCUGGUCGGCGCGCUGCACGGGCGCUGGCGGCCGCUGCGGUGGCAGGGCCUCCUCCGCGCCGUGGACGCCGCUGCCGCGCGCGAGCAGCGGCGGCUGCGCGCCGACGCGGAGGGCGCUCGGGCACGGCUGGCCGCCGCCGAGGUGGAGGCCACCUGCCUUGGGCAGAUGGCCCAGGGCGAGGCCCAGCGCAACGACGAAGCGCGAGCGGAGGCGACGUCCAUCCUGCAGGCCGUGCGGCGGGAACGGGCCGCGCACGAGGCGUCGCUGAGGUCAGUCCGCGACGAGCUGCGCUCCAGCGAGGCCGCGGCCGCCUCGGCAACGGAGCGGCUGCGGCGCGCGGAGGCGGCGCGGCAGGCCGAGGUGGCCCCGCUCGCGGCGGAGCUGCGCGAGGCGCGCGUGCGCGAGGCGCGCGCGGACGGCGAGCUCGCCGCGGCGCGCAGCGAGCUCUCGGACGCCCGGCUGGCCGCGGAGCGCGGCGGCCUGGCGGAGGCGCAGCAGGAGCGCGCGCUCCAGGAGCGGGCCGGGGCGCUGGAGCGGCGCGUGCUGGAGUGCCAGGCCCAGGCGCAGGCCGCCCUGCGGCGCGCCGAGGGGCGCGCCGAGCGCGCCGAGGAGGAGCUGAGGCUCGCGGCCGCGGAGCGCCAGCGCGAGUGCGAGCAGCAGGCGGCCGUCCUGGGGCAGCAGGACCAGAGCAUCGAGCGCCUCGAGCGCGCCCUGCGCGAGCAGGGCGAGCAGAUCCGCCGCGAGCGCGAGGGCCUCGGCCAGCUAGAGACCUCGGCCACCGCCUCCGCCGGCCGGGCCCAGCUCCUCGAGGAGCAGGUGUCCCUGCUGCGCCAGCAGCUCCACCGCGAACAGGCGGAGCUGAGGGCCAGCGAGCGCGCGUGGGCCAGCGACCGCGCCGCCCUGCUGACCACCGUCGCCGACGGCCUGCACGCCGCGGCGGGCCCGGCGAGGCACCGCAGGGCCUCCGCGAAGCAUCGGCCGUGCGGUGCUUCUUCGGCGAGGGCGGGCGAGCUGCCGGCGCCGGCGGAGCCCCGCGGCCUGGCGGGCGAGCCGCCGGCGGCCGCUGGGGCGGGCAGGGGCUGCCCCUGGCACAGCCACGAGAAUUGCCCGCGGAGCCAGGCGCCCGGCCCGAUCGGCCCGGCCAGGCGCUGAGAGGUCGCCGGGGCGCGGCAUCGUCGGGGCGCACACUGCACGCUGCGGGGGGCAGGAGAGGAGGUC
Prorocentrum cordatum is the source of this 5725-nucleotide messenger RNA. NCBI's taxonomy places the organism in Eukaryota, Dinophyceae, Prorocentrales, Prorocentraceae. The record is from the annotation of a GenBank genome assembly.